AUGGCUGAAGUUUUCAAAGUCGAAGAUCGUCGAGGCUGUGGUCAUUGGACGUGCAACAUCUUAUGGAUACUGGUCGGCGGCUGGGUCGCAGCUCUCUGGUGGCUCUUCUUUGGCUGUGUAUUCUGCAUCACUAUCAUUGGUAUUCCAUGUGGCCUGCAGUGCUUCAAAAUGGCUAAGUUGUCGUUCAUACCGUUUGGCUAUCGGGUUGAAGAGAAAGACAAUUCUGCCUGUUGCGCAUGCAACUGUCUCGGAAACUGUCUGUGGUUCAUUCCUGGUUUAAUUAUCGCUAUCUUCAAUAUAUUCUCGGCAGUGCUCUGCUUUAUCUCUAUAAUUGGUAUUCCAUUCGGGUUCCAGUACUGCAAGCUAGCUAGGCUGGCUUUCUCACCGUUUGGCCUCGAGGUUACUGCAGACAAGGUUGUCGCUGUGGAGGUGAUCAACGUCUAG
Perkinsus marinus ATCC 50983 is the source of this 444-nucleotide messenger RNA. RefSeq lists its product as hypothetical. The record is from RefSeq and is a predicted model, not a curated record. The transcript is spliced from 2 exons. Gene Ontology annotation, cellular component: plasma membrane. NCBI's taxonomy places the organism in Eukaryota, Perkinsozoa, Perkinsida, Perkinsidae. The coding region runs from base 1 to 444 and encodes 147 amino acids.